This is a messenger RNA of Malania oleifera, 3831 nucleotides long. RefSeq names its product probable ubiquitin conjugation factor E4. The transcript is spliced from 17 exons. The record is from RefSeq and is a predicted model, not a curated record. Gene Ontology annotation, cellular component: cytoplasm; ubiquitin ligase complex; nucleus. Gene Ontology annotation, biological process: protein polyubiquitination. Gene Ontology annotation, molecular function: ubiquitin-ubiquitin ligase activity. Bases 296 to 3430 code for a protein of 1044 amino acids. NCBI's taxonomy places the organism in Eukaryota, Viridiplantae, Streptophyta, Magnoliopsida, Santalales, Ximeniaceae.
GUGCAGAGGACGCCGCCUCUUGCUCGUUCUCAGCAAUCUCAGCAUCUAUAGUUGCCGACCACCUGCUUGUUCCAAAUUUCCAACUAUACUUUCUCUGGAAGAGUACGUAAAAGAGCCAAGAUAUCUAGCAAUGGAGGACGCCCGUCAUUACUCGUGAGAAGUCUUCUGCUCCAAAUCUUAUCGACCUACUUGUUUCCUGGGAAAAUUUCAGGAAAAUAAAAUCCCUUUUCAAUUUAAAGCUUCGGAAAAGAGGUAGGAAUAAAAGGGUGUAGCUUUGUUUGUUUUGUGGGUAGCUAUGGCGACCAAGAAACCGCAAAGAUCCCCAGAAGAAAUUGAAGAUAUAAUUCUGCGGAAAAUCUUUCUCGUAUCGCUCAUAGAUUCCAUGGACAAUGAUUCAAGAGUCGUGUACUUGGAAAUGACGGCUGCUGAAAUUCUCAGCGAGGGCAAGGAAUUGAGGCUUUCGCGGGACUUGAUGGAGAGGGUCUUGAUCGAUCGGCUUUCUGGCAAUUUUGUGGCGGCUGAGCCGCCGUUUCCGUAUUUAGUUGGGUGCUAUCGGCGAGCGCACGAGGAGGGAAAAAAGAUUGCUUCCAUGAAAGAUAAGAAUGUGAGGUCUGAGAUGGAAUCUACGGUGAGGCAAGCAAAGAAGUUGUCAGUUUCGUAUUGUAGGAUUCAUUUGGGAAACCCGGAUAUGUUUCCCAAUUGGGAUUCAGGUGCAAGUAAGUCAGCGGUUUCCCCAUUGUUGCCGUUGAUUUUUUCAGAGGUUUCAAGCUCGGUUGAUGGGUUUGGAGGCACUAGUAGUAGUGGCGGAGUUGCUUGUCCACCAGGUUUUCUGGAGGAAUUUUUCCGGGACUCAGAUUUUGAUAGUUUGGACAUGAUUUUGAAAGGACUGUAUGAAGACUUGAGGGGCAGUGUGCUGAAAGUUUCAGCUCUUGGGAACUUUCAGCAGCCUUUGAGAGCUUUGCUGUUCUUGGUUAGCUUUCCAGUUGGCGCAAAAUCAUUGGUGAAUCACCGUUGGUGGAUUCCAAAAGGGGCAUAUUUGAAUGGUCGUGUUAUAGAGAUGACGAGCAUUCUGGGUCCUUUCUUUCAUGUCAGUGCAUUGCCUGAUCAUACUAUUUUCAAGAGUCAGCCUGAUGUCGGCCAACAGUGCUUUUCAGAAGCAUCUACUCGUCGUCCUGCUGAUAUGUUAUCUUCAUUCACGACAAUCAAGACUGUCAUGAAUAACUUAUAUGGUGGCCUAACUGAUGUUCUUCUCGUUCUUCUAAAAAAUACUGACACUCGUGAAAGUGUUCUUGAGUAUCUUGCUGAGGUGAUUAAUAAAAACUCAUCAAGAGCUCACAUACAGGUUGAUCCAAUAUCUUGUGCAAGUUCUGGAAUGUUUGUUAAUUUAAGUGCUGUCAUGCUUAAGCUUUGUGAGCCAUUCUUGGAUGCAAAUUUAUCUAAAAAAGACAAAAUUGAUCCGAAAUAUGUAUUUUAUGGUUCCCGUUUGGAUUUGAGGGGGUUGACUGCUCUACAUGCAUCAUCAGAAGAGGUUGCUGAAUGGAUUAAUAAAGAUAAUCCUGCAGGGAAUGAAUGCUCUGGACAGCAUGGUAAUGUAGAAAACCGUCUUCUACAAUCUCAAGAAGCCACUAGUUCUGGAAGUGAGGCUGGCGGAGCUUCUCUCCUUAAUAGCAUCAAGCCAAUGUCAAGUAGUGGGGAAAAAUCUAAAUACCCUUUUAUUUGUGAAUGCUUUUUUAUGACUGCAAGAGUCUUAAACUUGGGUCUUUUAAGAGCAUUCUCUGACUUUAAGCAUCUAGUUCAGGAUAUUUCAAGAUGUGAAGAUACACUUGCAACUUUUAAAGCCAUGCAAGGGCAAGCGCCGUCCCCACAACUAGAUCUUGAUAUAGCUCGGCUUGAGAAAGAAAUUGAGUCGUAUUCUCAAGAAAAGCUAUGUUACGAAGCUCAGAUUUUGAGGGAUGGGACACUUAUUCAGCAUGCCCUCUCUUUCUACCGGUUAAUGGUAGUUUGGUUGGUUGGUUUGGUUGGUGGCUUUAAAAUGCCGCUACCAUCAACUUGCCCAGUUGAAUUUGCAUGUAUGCCCGAGCAUUUUGUGGAAGAUGCCAUGGAAUUGCUUAUUUUUGCGUCUCGAAUUCCUAAAGCUUUGGAUGGAAUCUUGCUGGAUGAUUUUAUGAAUUUCAUCAUCAUGUUCAUGGCGAGUCCAAAGUUCAUCAGAAACCCAUACCUGAGAGCAAAGAUGGUUGAGGUUUUGAACUGCUGGAUGUCUCCUGCAAGUGAUUCUUUUCAUGUUAUGAGUACUCUAUUCAAUGGGCAUGAACUCUGUCUGAAGUACCUUGUGAGGAAUCUUCUCAAGCUUUAUGUUGACAUUGAAUUCACAGGUUCUCACACACAGUUUUAUGACAAGUUCAACAUCCGUCAUAAUAUUGCUGAGCUUCUCGAAUACCUGUGGCAACUUCCUUGCCACCGCAGUCGAUGGAGGCAGAUUGCCAAGGAAGAGGAGAAGGGUGUCUACCUAAACUUCUUAAACUUCCUGAUCAAUGAUAGCAUCUAUCUUCUAGAUGAAAGUCUUAACAAAAUUCUUGAACUCAAAGAGCUGGAAGCUGAGAUGUCUAACACAGCUGAAUGGGAGCGUAGACCAGCUCAAGAGAGGCAGGAGAGAACCCGAUUAUUUCACUCCCAGGAGAAUAUUAUCCGGAUUGAUUUGAAAUUGGCCAAUGAAGAUGUGAGUAUGCUGGCAUUUACAUCAGAGCAGAUUACUGCUCCUUUUCUACUUCCAGAGAUGGUUGAAAGAGUAGCUAACAUGCUCAACUACUUCUUGCUGCAACUUGUGGGCCCCCAGAGGAAAUCUCUUAGCUUAAAAGACCCUGAAAAGUAUGAGUUCCGUCCAAAACAGUUGCUUAAGCAGAUUGUCCACAUAUAUGUCCAUUUGUCGAGGGGUGAUUCGCUGAAUGUUUUCCCAGCUGCCAUUUCAAGGGAUGGCCGAUCAUACAAUGAGCAGUUGUUUGGUGCUGCUGCAGUAGUCCUUCGGAGAAUUGGUGAAGAUGGAGGAGUAAUUAAAGAAUUUAUAGAGCUUGGUGGAAAAGCUAAAAUUGCAGCUUCUGAGGCCAUGGACGCUGAAGCUGCUCUUGGGGACAUACCGGACGAAUUCCUUGAUCCAAUCCAAUACACUUUGAUGAAGGAUCCAGUGAUCUUACCUUCAUCCAGGAUUACAGUAGACCGACCUGUCAUUCAGAGGCAUCUUCUUAGUGACAAUACCGACCCAUUCAACCGUUCCCAUCUUACAGCAGACAUGCUGAUUCCAGAUGCUGAAUUGAAGGCAAGAAUUGAAGAGUUCAUUAGGUCCCAAGAAUUAAAGAAGCACACGGAAGGCUUAAGCAUGCAGACCACCAAAGCAACGAUGCAAACCACCAAUGGUGGAAUGACUUUAGUUGAUUAGGAUAGGGAAGGCAUAAGCAUUAGCAAGCAGAGCACCAGAGCAACAAUACAAACGACCAAUGGUGGAAUGACUUUGAUGAGGGGGUGUUGCCUCGUCUCAUUUACUAAUUCAGUAGAAGGCAGGCUUGGGGCGCCUUCAUACUCGUGCCCAGUUGGGGGAGGAUUUGCGUCACGAGUAUAAGAUCACAGUUGUAUGUAUCAGUCAAGAUAAUUUAUCUUUGGGUUAAGAGACUCUAUUCUUCAAGGCCCGUGUCUUCUCAAGAUUGUGAUCUUGUGAUUUGAUGCCAUUAUAUUUAUAUGGCAACCAAUUCAACUGUAAUUUUGACAGGUUCUUACGCCAGAACCUGCCAACAAAUAUGCAAUUCCAUUCAAAUAUUUUAAUUUAAUUUUUAAUUGUUUUUU